Molecule: messenger RNA, 3072 nt
Organism: Oncorhynchus gorbuscha (pink salmon)
Lineage: Eukaryota; Metazoa; Chordata; Actinopteri; Salmoniformes; Salmonidae
Product: serpin H1-like
Exons: 5
Coding region: 1086-2306 (406 amino acids)
Biological process (GO): negative regulation of endopeptidase activity; collagen fibril organization
Cellular component (GO): endoplasmic reticulum
Molecular function (GO): serine-type endopeptidase inhibitor activity
Source: RefSeq, a predicted model, not a curated record
AUUGGGAGAGUCUGGGAGAAGGCUUUCUUUUGACCAUGGUUUGUUGGGAAAGCUGUUUUGUUUUAAUGUUUAAAGUUAAAGUACAGUGCAUGCAUUAAGGUUCUGAAAUGGCACUCUUUUUAACAUAACACUGUGGAAUGUAUUCUGAUUCAGUCUUUAUGUUUAGUACAAUGACAUAUUUCCUAUUAUCUCAACUGUUUGGUGAGAACUGGAGUAGCUGAUAGGAUGCCGCAUUGAUGUUCAUGCAAUGUAUCUGUAAAGGGUAUUAGAUAUGGCAGUUAUAAGUGUACUUUAAGAUAAUAUCGUUGCUUGAUGAUGCAUGUUGAUGAUAUUUUUUUUAAUUAUUCACUAAAUUAAGAGGGAACUACAAAUCAUUGCAUUAACUUGAUUAACUAUAUAUAGUAAAUCAAGUUAUAGUUAAUGCAAUGAUUUUUGGUUCUCUCUUAAUUUAUUGAAUAAUUGUAAACCAAACAUCAACAUGCAUCAUCAAGCAACGAUAUUAUCUCAAAGUACAGUUAUAACUGCCAUGUAUGUAUAUAUAUGUAUGUGUGCCAGUAAUUUUGGGGUAAAACACCAACGUUUCAGCAUCACUGUGCCUUUUUGAGGGUAAUUGCACACAUAAACAAGCAGAACUGCUACUGACUAACAUUGCAUAGAUGAUUUUGGGAGUGGUGGGAUGUUAUAAAAAAUCCGAUCUUGGUUCUCUGUGGAACUGAUGCUGUUCCACUGUGGCAUUUCUGAUUGGAUGGAUGUUUUUCUGGGACAUGCACUGACCAAUGAGAGAAGUUUUGCGUGUGUGUAUGCAUGAUAUACCUAACUACGGAUCAUUAUUCAAGAAAAUAUCAAAUACAAAAUGUGGACCCUAUAUCAAGGGAAGAUGGAAAGAAUAUUAAAAUUUAGAAGUAAUAAAAUAACUCCGUAUGAGUCUGACUAAUGCUUUAUCACCUGAUCUAUGGAGAUUACCACAUGCACCUCUUUUCUUUCAGAAUGAAAAACGAAAACCUUGACAUCAGUAUGAAAACAUUUCAAGGUAUCCCAAGAGAAUGAUACUUCUAUAGCUGCUCAACAACCAGAAGACAGAAAGGAUGUGGGUAACCAACGUUGUAGUUCUGUGCCUCCUGGCCGUUGCGGCCUCCGGAGAAGACAAGAAGAAGCUGAGCAGCCAUGCCACCACCAUGGCUGACAAGAGCACCAACCUGGCCUUCAGCCUCUACCACACGGUGGCCAAGGAGAAGGGCCUUGACAACAUCCUGAUAUCCCCUGUGGUGGUGGCCUCCUCCCUUGGCAUGGUGGCUCUCGGGGGCAAGGCAUCCACCGCUUCCCAGGUCAAGUCUGUCCUCAGCGCUGAUGCCCUGAAGGAUGAGCACCUGCACACAGGCCUGUCAGAGCUCCUGACUGAGGUCAGCGACCCCAAGACCCGGAACGUCACAUGGAAGAUCAGUAACCGCCUCUACGGCCCCAGCUCGGUCACCUUCGCCGACAACUUUGUGAAGAGCAGCAAGAAGCACUACAACUAUGACCACUCGAAGAUCAACCUCAGGGACAAGAGGAGCGCAGUAAACUCCAUCAACGAAUGGGCGGCCAAGUCGACAGACGGCAAGCUGCCUGAGAUCACCAAGGAUGUGCAGAAUGCUGACGGAGCAACGAUCGCCAACGCUAUGUUCUUCAAGCCUCACUGGGAUGAGAAGUUCCAUGAGAAGAUGGUUGACAACCGUGGCUUCCUGGUGACCCGUUCAUUCACAGUCUCUGUUCCCAUGAUGCAUCGCACCGGUCUCUAUAAGUUCCAUGAUGACACAGAGAACAGGUUGUUUGUGCUGGACAUGCCACUGGGCCAGAAGCAGUCCAGCCUGGUGUUCAUCAUGCCCUAUCACCUGGAACCCCUUGACAGGCUGGAGAAGCUGCUGACCCGCAAGCAGCUGGAAACCUGGAUGGGCAAGAUGGAGGAGAGGGCCGUGGCCAUCUCUCUGCCCAAAGUCAGCAUGGAGGUUAGCCACAACCUCCAGAAAACUCUUGGUGAACUUGGUCUGACCGACGCUGUGGACAAAACCAAGGCCGAUCUGUCCAACAUCUCCGGCAAGAAGGACCUGUACCUCUCCAACGUGUUCCACGCCUCUUCAAUGGAGUGGGACAUCGAGGGGAACCCCUUCGACACCAGCAUCUUCGGAAGUGAGAAGCUGAGGAACCCCAAGUUGUUCUAUGCUGACCAUCCCUUCAUCUUCCUGGUGAAGGACAACAAGACCAACUCCAUCCUGUUCAUCGGCAGAAUGGUGCGACCCAAAGGAGACAAGAUGCGUGACGAGUUGUAAUAGUUAAUGGACAGUUUGAGAGAUACGGUUACUGAUUGAAUCAGGCCAGGAAAUAGUAUGUGUAUUAUGGUUUGACUGUUACCCCAAGAACACAUUCCAAUAGGGCAUCUGUGGACUGAAUAUCUAGACCUACUAUUGUAUCAGACACAUUAAGCACUCCCCGGGAACAGGAGUAUAUACGUUCAAAUAAAUGCUGUUUGGCCUUUACAAUGCGCCAUAAUCAAUAACAUUGUCAGUCUGCAUUUCAAUACGUUUCAGGAAAAAUCCGAACACCACAAGUGCCUUUUUAGAGUACCUGAACAUUGAAUAGCAGACGACCCGACAGCAUGCUUAUAUUAAGUAUGAUCUCUCUGACUUUUGCCUUCCAUAAAAUCAGACAUUUUCCACCAUUCUUUUCACCAGCAUUGGUUUGGCUUCUCUCUCUUAUUGGGUUUGUGAUAUGCGUGAUUAGUUGCAUUAUCUUUAAUGUUUAAAGAGAAAAAGGUUUGUUGCACAAGUGUACUACAAGCUAAUUUCAUGUCAUACUAUUUUUCACUUUCCACCCUGCAAAUGACAUUUCUCAUGCUUUCAGUUGUUUUUGACCUCCCAGCUGCACUGCAACUGUUCCUCUGCAGUCUUUGAUUUGAUUGAAUUAUCUAUGCCGUUUGCCAACCAAACUGUAUGACUGUUGUAGGCAUUUACCACUAAACCUUGGAAUGUUGCCAUAAUGCAAUGUGGUGUCCUUUUUGACUCUUUUUUUUUUCAAUAAAAAGAAACCUAAAAUAAA